Messenger RNA from Sclerotinia sclerotiorum 1980 UF-70, 1032 nucleotides. RefSeq lists its product as hypothetical. Gene Ontology annotation, cellular component: nucleus. Gene Ontology annotation, molecular function: double-stranded DNA binding. The record is from RefSeq and is a predicted model, not a curated record. Bases 1 to 1032 code for a protein of 343 amino acids. Lineage: Eukaryota; Fungi; Ascomycota; Leotiomycetes; Helotiales; Sclerotiniaceae. Gene Ontology annotation, biological process: DNA damage response; DNA replication. The transcript is spliced from 2 exons.
AUGCCGAAAGCAGAAGUUGGAUCAACGAAGUUUCUGAACAACAAAUUAAAGUCCAAAGGUCUUCAGCGAUUACGAUGGUAUUGUCAAGUAUGCGAAAGACAAAUGCGGGACGAAAAUGGCUUCAAAAUGCAUACACAAUCCGAGUCGCAUGUUCGACAGAUGCUCCUCAUUGGCGAAGAUCCUAAGAAAUUUAUCAAUGAUUAUAGCAAUCAAUUUCAGCGCGACUUUCUACAAUUAUUACGAACUUCUCAUGGCGAAAAACAAGUCAAUCUAAAUCAUUUCUACCAGGAAUACAUUAGCAACAAGGAGCAUGUCCAUAUGAAUUCAACAAAAUGGCCAUCCUUGACAGAGUUCGCAAAAUUUUUAGGCAGGGAAAGUCUGUGCCGAGUGGAGGAAACGGACAAAGGUAUACAAGUAGCAUGGAUUGACAACUCACCUGAGGCGUUAAGACGACAAGAUGCGAUUAGAAAGAAGGAGAGACAAGACAAGGGCGAUGAAGAGCGGGAGCAAAUGCUUAUCAGGGAGCAGGUACGUCGCGCGAAGCAAGAUGCUGAAGCUCGUGGAGAGUCGGAGGUGGAUGAACAAGAACGAGGCCUCAAGAGGGAGGAGGGGGAGAAAAUAAAGCUCAGCUUCGGCGCUAAGCCUGCGGUCUCAAACCCCGAGAGUAAAACCGUUGUGCUACCGGAUAGCAAGAUGCCGGCUGGCGAUGCGCUUCCUCUCGAGACAGCAAAAGGUGUGGAUAAAUCCUCUGAGGUAUUGGCGAAGGACGGCAGUAAAACUGCAGAGUCUACGAAUCCCGAUGCCGCGGCGCCACUUCCAGCGAAAGUUUCCUUGAAGAUGGGAUUUCAGAGCAAACCAAAGAACGUUUUUGCUGCGGCCAAGAAGAAUGCUCUAGGAGGUAAGAAGGCCCCUGUGUUUGAACAACCGAAAAAGAUGAGUGAAGCAGAACGUAUUAUGAAAGAAGAGAUAGAGCGCAAGAGGACCAGGGAGCAAUCACAUGGAGGGCCUUCCCAAAAAAGGCCACGAUUUUAA